Messenger RNA from Syngnathus typhle (broad-nosed pipefish), 1577 nucleotides. RefSeq names its product transmembrane protein 33 (gene tmem33). Gene Ontology annotation, cellular component: endoplasmic reticulum; membrane. Bases 127 to 870 code for a protein of 247 amino acids. The transcript has 8 exons. Lineage: Eukaryota; Metazoa; Chordata; Actinopteri; Syngnathiformes; Syngnathidae. Gene Ontology annotation, biological process: endoplasmic reticulum tubular network organization; membrane organization. The record is from RefSeq and is a predicted model, not a curated record.
GAUUACUGUCACCAACCAAGAAGGUCAGGUGAUCAUUCACUACAAGCGCGUGUGCAUUUCAACUCAUACAGUGACGUGACUGUAACCGCACACGCUACGACACCGUGACAUACACAAGCAUUGAAAAUGGCAGACACCAGCCAUCAAAACCCUCCAAGACUGGGGCCUGUGCAAUUUUUAAUGAGCAACAAGCUUGAAACGGCCAUGUGGCUGUCACGCCUCUUCACCGUCUACUGCUCCGUCAUGUUCAUACUUCCAAUCUUGGGACCCCACGCGGCGUCCAACUUCUACCAACGAGCGCUGCUUUCCAACGCGCUCACCAGUGCCCUGCGCCUGCACCAGAGGCUCCCCAGGUUCCAGCUGAGCCGGGCGUUUGUGGCACAGGCGCUGCAGGAGGACAGCUGCCAUUACCUGCUGUACUCACUCAUCUUGGUCAACUCCUACCCCAUCACGAUGAGUAUUUUCCCAGUUUUCCUCUUCUCCUUGCUCCACGCAACCACCUUCACCAAAAAGGUCCUCGAUUCAGUGGGCCCCAGCACGCUGAUGUUCAUCAGGAAUCUCCUGGACAAGAUGUCUGCCAAUCAGCAGAACAUCCUCAAGUUCAUCGCCUGUAAUGAGAUCUUUUUGAUGCCAGCCACUGUCUUCAUGCUCUUCAGUGGCCAGGGAAGUUUGCUGCUGCCUUUCAUUUACUAUCGCUUCCUCAGCCUACGCUACACGUCCAGAAGAAAUCCAUAUUGCCGUGCUCUAUUUGCUGAGCUGCGAAUCCUCCUGGAGCACUACAUCAUGAAGCCUGCGUGCCCUGCCUUCUUCCGGAGGAUGUGCCUCAGCAGCAUUGCCUUCGUCAGCCGCUUGGCCCCCACCGGCAUCUGAAGGCCUUGACCCCCCACCCUUUUUUUUUUUUUUGCGCCGUUUGGCCGUUGCCAAGGACGUGACUUCCAUUUUGGAUGAGGACGCACAAUGUGGCGCCACCAAUGGAGGACAUUUGAUUUGUUUUUAUUGUUGCAAUGACAACUUGACAGUGUACUGCAAUUCAAGACCAGCCUGAAAAGCAUUGACGUUGUUUUAUGUCCUCUUCUCCUUUCCUAAUGUGACCUCAUCAAAAUGGUGGGCCUGCUGCUCUUUUAUGCCAGAGCACAUGAGACGUCUUAAUGUGAUCCUACAACUUUAUUUAUUCACUUGAGAUUAGUCACAAACUGAGCUUCUAGUAUAUGAUUACAAAUUUAAAUAUUGUCAGAACUAGGAGGCAAUGUAUGCAGUUUAUACUUUCUGUUUUGUAUAAUACUCUUUAAAGUCCUCAAUUCACUCCUCGUACAAAUGUCAUUUCUGCUUUUUCCAGAAUAAGCAUAAUGUUGUUCCUUUAUGAUGUUGGAAUUCAUGAUGCAUGUCGUUAAGUGGGAAGCUGCACUGAUUUCCAAUGCAUUAUAAUUCAACCUUUGUUCCCCCAAUGCAUUUAGCACACUUGUACUAAUAUAUGUGCCCUAACCUUUCUUCUCCCAUGUCUCCGUCUGCCUACAGAUGAACUACAUUUUUAUUGCGUGAUAAGCUCUUAACGAUUCGGAAAUAAAAUGUUAACCGAA